GGCAGUGACGUCACGGCCAGCCUCUCUCUCUCUCCCUCUCACACAGUCCCUUCCUGCUGCAUCACAACAGUCGCUAGUGGAUCGGGUAACACUGAGCUAUUUCCACUGCCUUGUGGAGUUUUUAUUUCAAUAAAUGUAACAGAAGUCCUCAUCGACAGCCUCAACCGUCAAGCCCGUCAGCGUCAGUUCGAGCGGACGUCAGAGCAGCAGUCGACUCGUUUGAAGCAGUGGGAGAUGGCCAGGCCAGAGCAGGUCCUGCUUCUUGAACCGCAGCACGAACUGAGGUUCCGAGGUCCAUUUACAGAUGUGGUGACCACCACUCUAAAGCUUGCUAACCCCACAGACAGAAGUGUGUGCUUUAAAGUAAAGACGACUGCACCGCGUCGAUACUGUGUGCGGCCAAACAGCGGAGUGAUUGAUGCCGGAACCUCGAUCAACGUCUCUGUGAUGCUGCAACCGUUCGAUUAUGAUCCGAAUGAGAAAAGCAAACACAAGUUUAUGGUGCAGUCUCUGCUGGCCCCGCCUGACAUGACCGACACUGAGGGAGUGUGGAAGGACGCCAAACCUGAGGAUCUGAUGGACUCCAAGCUGAGAUGUGUCUUUGAGAUGCCUGCUGAAAAUGAGAAAACACAUGAAAUGGAAAGCAAUAAGAUAUCCUCCAGUCUCUCAAAGUCGGAAUCAUCCACAUUGUCUAUGAAGUCCAUGCCCUCCAGUCUGGAUGAUGGAGAGGUGAAGAAGAUCAUGGAGGAAUGUAAAAGACUGCAGAUGGAGGUGCAGCGGCUACGAGAGGAGAACAAACAGAUCAGGGAAGAUGAUGGUCUUCGGAUGAGGAAGAGCACAGUAAUGUCUGCUCCGCACUCAUCUCCAGCGGUGAGAGUGAAGGAGGAGGGGCUGAGCGCCAGGGUGAUCGCUCUAAUUGUGCUGUUUUUUGUCGUGGGUGUCAUCGUAGGGAAGUUGGCCUUGUAAAAUCCAAGAAGGGAGCGCUACAAGCAUGCAUUGCGGAUGAAACAAAAACAAAACAGACAAGUAACCAAUGCAGAAUUUGUUUAAUCCGAAUGCCAUAUCAUUUGGGUAGUUUUGGAUUAGCGAGGUGUGUAAAAUUAAUAAAGUGAUCAAGAAAUUUCAUCUUAUGUGCAAAAAAAAAAAAAAAAAAGAAUAAUAAUAAUAAUCUGACACAGCUCUUGCCUCAAAAUUGUGAAAUCAUUUUGGCCCCUCUUCCUUAAUCAUUUCUGAUGCAAGUUCAAAUGGAUAACAAAUGUCAUAGAUUUUAACCACUAAAAAUGCUGUAGGGAUUUUCUAACACCAGAUGUGCGAUUGAGUUGUGGUAGAGUGAAUGUUGUUUUAUCACUUUUUUUUUUUUCUUCUCAGUGGGUCAGAAGCAAAUUGAAACUGUGUACAAAUGCUAAACGUCUUUGAAAAGUGUCACAUGUGCAUUUAAUUUAUGCAUACCCAAACAUCCUGCGUUAAAGCAGCAUUUCACUGAAGUUCACCCUGUAGAUUUUCAAUCACUGUCCAGGUAAAUGAUAAAACGAGCCUUCUAGUAUCUUCCCCAGUCACACUGGUGUUAAAAUAGCAUGCAUUUGAAAUCUUCCAUCCACUUCUGUUCAGUCCAACUGAUAUGUUUGAGUACCAACAGGUACUAUGAUACAACAUAUAGUUCCUCGGUCACUAAAUAUCCACAUUUUUGUAAAAUGUCAUCACUGUUUCACUUGCAGUCAGCCAAAUGCCAAAUCCACCACAAAGUCUUACUUUUAAGUGGCUUGGGUGACACAAUUUGACUUUUAGGUUAUUAUUGGAAUACAAAUAUCUUUAAUUGACAGCAAGGAAAUGGACUGUUAGUGACAGAUAUUUCAAACUGCUGUUAUUGGGGAAGUGUUGGUGAAACCAUUUGGCCUUUCACCUACUCAUUCAAAACAAUAUUUCUCUGUGAACUGCUGUGUUUUUCAGUAAGGCGCAGGGCUGAUGUCUCUGAAACUUCCGAUGAAGCUUUGCACAAACCGAGUUCCCUGUCAGAAUCAGAAUAGAUUUUUCACCUUUCUUUAUUGUCGUUUUCUUUUGGUAAGGAAUAUGUGCUUGAAUGCAUGGCUCUGUUGAGAGCAAAAAAUACUUUAUAUUUUAUUAAGCUGCUCCAUAGGUGAAAUGUCCUUUUCGGGCCCUUUUAUCACACCUCGGUUUCCAUUCUGCUGCCUGUAGACCGGAGUUAAUUUAUUGAUCAAGUCAUUAUAUACAGUAAUAGUGCAGCUGCUAAGCGUAACUUUUGAUGCACCAUGUACAUGCAACUGGUUGACGGUCUCUCUCCCUAUGAACUUUCUAUCUGAAGAUGCCACGAGGAGAGUUUACCAUCAGGUCCAUAAACACUUUACCCUCCAAAAAAGAACAAAAAAGUAGUUAAAGGUGUAGUUAACCCAGACUUUAACAUUUUGUCAUAAUGUUCACGUUGUAAAAACACAAAAGGAGAUGUUAGGAAUAUCUGCUCUAUUUCCAUAUGAAGGAAAGUAGAUGGUGAUUUAUGCUGCGAAGCAUGAAAAAGCACCAUAUAGGUAUCAUAAAACUCAUCCAAACAUCUUUUGCGCUGUAUUCCAAGUUGUCUAAAGCCAUUUAAAUAGUUUUGCAUUUGGCAUUCAAUGUGAGAUAUUUAUGAGAUUUUGCAGAUGAUAUUCUAUGUUGAUGAGAUUUGGUGUACUGUAUGAAAUGAUACAUUGAGAUUUGAGAGCUCCAAUGUAAAGUUAUAAGUAAAAAAACUUACAUUUCACUCUGUUUUCUACACAAAGGUAUGUAUGACUUUAGUAUGUAGUGCACAGUUCACAUUUAUGGUGUUUUUUGCUUUCUUUUUGUCCUUUUUUGGACCUUUUCAGGAUAAAUUCCCAUUCACUUUUAUGGAAAAGAGCAGCUUGGACAUUCUGCAUAGCAUCUUCUUUUGGGUUUCAUGGAAGAAAGUGGAAAAAAUGAAGUUGGAACAACAUAAUAGGGAGUAAACGCUGACAAAAUGUUGACAAAAUUGUUGAGCCAACUAUUCCCUUAAAAACUGACAUGUGAGUAUUGUUACCUGUAUGUUAGCCAUGCCAUGCCUACACCUCAUUUCCAGAUAAAUGCAUGGCUUUGAUAUGCCUUGUCGGUGGUCUGAAAUGUACACAACACUGGUUUAUCUCACAGCGUAAGGCUUUAAAAAAAAAACACUCCUGGCAUUUCUGCACUGUUUUCCUGAGCCCUCUGUUUCUUUACUGUCCUCUGAUGUUAAUUUAGCCGUUUUGUUUGGAUUUAAGUUAUGAAUAAAGCUUUUAUUGCACAGAACUGUUUAUAUUAAAAAUGCACUACAUAAAGAAUGUCAUCUUCCCAUGCACAACGGUCUGACUUUGUGAAAUAACUGAAAUAACAUCAGAAAAGAGACUCUUCCUACAGGGGACCAUUUUGUGACCUGAUAUGUAUUUGUGUCAUAGUUUGGUGUUGUGGGGGGUGUCUUUUUCUGUAAUGUUCCUCUUCUAUCCCCACCCCCCUUCCUUGAGAAGAUUUUGUUUCAGUUGAUCAUCUUUGGCUGAUAUUGAAUUUCUAGGAACAGAGGAGCUUACGGUAUUGUCAAAUGGCAAAACUUUGCUUUGUAAGUAACUUUAGGAGAUGUUCAGGGUAUAGUGAUUUUUGGACUGCGGUUUAUGUAUAGUUCACCAAGGAGUAUGAUUGCCAUGGAGAGGGAGGGAUUUGGGGGCGUAUCAGCCAAUCUGCUGGUUCGUAAUUAUACCUAAACCGUACUAUAGUGCCCCAAACCUUCACAUAUGAUGUAAACAUGAAGGUGACCGUUUUGUAUGUAUAUAAAUAAAUAAAUAAUGAGUCUAAGAUGAAAAUUACAGUUGAUAUUCCUAGUCAAGUCUAUAAUGGUAUAUAAAGAAACCCCAACUUUGUUGGACUAUGUAGCAUCUUAAUAAAUUAAAUCAAUAAAGCCCCAGACCAAAA
Messenger RNA from Cyprinus carpio (common carp), 3945 nucleotides. RefSeq names its product vesicle-associated membrane protein-associated protein B-like. The record is from RefSeq and is a predicted model, not a curated record. Gene Ontology annotation, biological process: endoplasmic reticulum membrane organization. Gene Ontology annotation, cellular component: endoplasmic reticulum membrane; plasma membrane. NCBI's taxonomy places the organism in Eukaryota, Metazoa, Chordata, Actinopteri, Cypriniformes, Cyprinidae. Gene Ontology annotation, molecular function: FFAT motif binding.